ACGGGAAUAAAAACGGAUAACGAAUAAUUAGAACGGUAAAAGGAUAGUAAAUGCACCCAGAAUGAGUUGGCUGACAGUAAAAUAUGCCAUAGUUCUAAUCCUUACACUAUACCACGUGAUUGACAAAGGUGAAUGCCAGUGCAGUUCUACAAACAAAAAUGCAGUGGAGACAAUUUUAGUCAAUGAAACUAUUUCUACAUUCACAACACCUGGAUACCGAGUGGCGUAUUAUCCGCGGAUGAGCUGUGUUUGGAUAUUUGAUGCGGGAACCAGUGCUGCCACUAUAGUGUUUGAUAUACAAGAAAUUCUAAUAGAAAACUCAAGAAGAUGUUCAUUUGAUUCUAUAACAUUUUAUGAAGGAAAUACUACUUCAGGAACUGAGCUUGCUAAGAAAUGUGGACGUCUAACGUCAAGUUCCGUUGGGUCUUUCGUUUCGUCCAGUGGUCAGUACGCUACCGUACUCAUGAAAUCGGACUCGUCCAGGCAGUACGCUGGUGUCAAAAUGAACGUUUUUUACGCAAUAGAGAAAUCGGCUGGCUCGUGUUCCGGAAAUACAGCGUCAAUAACGGCAACCACCACGAGCGAUUACAUCACGUCCCCGGGCUACCCGGCGUCCCUUGAUAAUGGCGUGGAUUGUUCGUGGACCAUAACUUGCGCCCCUGGUACAGUGCUCUACAUUGAAAUUGAAUACUCGGACCUGGAAUAUACUUCGCCAUGCUUUGAACAGAUACUAGCGAUCUAUGAUGGAACGUCCAAUUCGGACCCAGCUGUUUUAGAGAGUUGGUGUGAUUCCAAGGCCAACUUUCCGACACAGUCGACAGUGUACUUUACCACCGGAAAUACUGCCUUUAUUACUCUAAAAACAGAAAUGGAAUCUGCAGCGGAAAGACACGGCUUCCGGAUUAAUUUCAGGCAAAAUUCAUCAGCUAUAACGACAACUACAGCACCAAUAACAACAACAACCCAGUUGGUCCAAGUUUGUUCUAGUUCUCCAACAGAGCUUGACGCCAGCGACAAUGCCCAGUACUUCCGGUCGCUGAAUUAUCCAAACGAUUAUCCAAACAAUGUAAAUUGUUACUGGCGAAUUACUGCCCCUAUUGGUUUCACGAUCAACCUGACAUUUGUUGACUCGAACAUACAACCUGGCGAGGACUGCUCGAUUUCUGACUCGGUCACUGUUUAUGACGGUCGGUCAAGUUCAUACCCACGAAUGACAAGAUUCUGCGGGGCCGAGUCACCAGUGUUAGCCAGUACCGGAAGAUACUUGUAUGUCCACCUUAAAACGGAUCUGACGGUGGGGUACCGUGGUUUCUCUGCUAUGUACCAAACCGUUCCAUCCGCUGUUCCGGAUUGUGUUGUUACGGGAAUCACGGAAAAUAUCACCGCUUCUGACACACCCCAGUCGUUAACGUCACCCGGAUACCCUAAUAAUUAUAACGAUUCGACAGUAACUUAUUGGAUGAUAACAAAUCCGAAUGAGACUCAGGCUUUAGCCAUUACAGUGACGGACUCUCGUCUGGAGGCUAGUGUUGACUGUAUAUAUGACCGGGUACAGAUUUAUCAAGGGCCGUGUACAUCAUAUCCGCUGUUAGGGACUUUUUGCGGAGAAGACACGCCGACGUAUUAUUACGACACGGGGGCAUACGCUCUUGUUGUCCUUACUACAGAUGGCAAUGUUAACUAUAAGGGUUUUAACAUAAGCGUCUACCUUACUGAUAAGCCAGAUGACGAUUUAAGCGCUUUAGUGGUAACCGGCAUUAUUGUCGGCUGCGUUCUUGGUGGAAGUGCAGUCAUUGCCGGCGUCUCAUUUGGUGUUUACAAGUAUGUUAACCGAGGAAGUGACCACGUGCCAUCACGUGACUCGAGUCGAAGGUCGUCUGCGUCAUCAUCGUCAGACGGCGGUAUAACAAAUAGAUCAUACAUGAAGAGUAAAGUUCCGCGGAGAUUGCCACCUAUCAAAGAAUUUUACACGUCUAGUUUUACAAAGAGAUAAACUCUGAUAAUUUAAUUUCGUCUUUUUAAGAAUUAUUGAACUAAAGUUUGUUUGUACAAAAUAGAGUUUUCCAGGGAGUUUUUAGUUUUAGUAACACCGUACUUUAGAUAGGUUAAUAUAUAUUUGUUCUGAUGUGAUGCUAUUGUGUUUUAGUUAUUUGAUUUAUCAUCUGCAUUUUAUUGUCUAAAUAUUUUUUGAAGAUAAUAUUUUUACAAUUUCAUGUCAUGCUUAUGAUUAAUGUCAAAAUGACCAUAUUUUAUAUUAAAAAAAACAUUGUAUAUAGCCACACAA
Messenger RNA from Ruditapes philippinarum (Manila clam), 2284 nucleotides. RefSeq names its product cubilin-like. The record is from RefSeq and is a predicted model, not a curated record. The transcript is spliced from 15 exons. NCBI's taxonomy places the organism in Eukaryota, Metazoa, Mollusca, Bivalvia, Venerida, Veneridae. The coding region runs from base 62 to 1993 and encodes 643 amino acids.